AUGUAAUCUGCCCGUUCAAGGACGCCCGGAUUUCCCCCUUUUCCGAGUCUCGACCGGCAUCCGGUGUGUCGUUGCACUUGGAUGUGCUGGAGUGAGAGCGGGGUGCGGUGAGAAGAGGAGGACACCGGCUGAGGCGAGAAGUGGAGGAUAGUGGGUGCAGCGAGGAGGACAUCGGAAGAGGCGAGAAGAGGAGGACACCGGCUGAGGCGAGAAGUGGAGGAUAGCGGGUGCGGCGAGGAGGACACCAGCUGAGGCGAGAAGUGGAGGAUAGCAGGUGCAGCGAGGAGGACACCGGCUGAGGCGAGAAGUGGAGGAUAGAGGGAUUGCGUGGACGAGCCAGGGCAGUUGAGAGGCGGCUGGGUGGGAGGUCGUCGUCGUCCUGGUCAAGCGGGGGCAUUUCACGGUCGUUUAGAGGAGCGAGGAGCCCGCUUCGUGUACCCGAGGUUAAGCCGAGAAAGAGAAGAACCAGAACCGAUGAGCCGGCGAUAACUCGUCAGGCGGGUCUUGAGCCAGGCCGCCCAGAUUCCACAAGGCCCAUAUUCCCCUCGGUGCAUCGAGGCAAGCUCACCGUCUCGCUCGACCACCCCAGAGAAGUCGACAGAGCAUGGGGGAAGCGUCUCGCUUCGGGAAGACAUUGGAGAGAUGCCGGGGAAGUCGCCGGCUGGUCCUCGUCGUCGUCGCCGUCGCCCUCCUCGUCGACAGGAUGCUCCUCACCGCAGUCGUGCCGGUGAUCCCCGCCCUUCUGGCCUCCUUCCGGGAGCAGCCCAACGGGACGACCCAGCUGCAGAAGAACGCCACUCGGGAGGACGCGAAGGGAGGAGAGACGGACGGCAUCCUCGGCUCCAACUCCUCCCUGACGGAAGACGUGCCCCGCUGCCACUGGAAUCAAUCGGAGAGCGGCGAAGGGAGGGAGAACUUGGAAGUGGGAUUCCUCUUCUCGUCCAAGGCGAUCGUGCAGCUCAUCGUGAAUCCGUUCGUGGGACCCCUCACCAACAAGAUCGGGUACAGCCUGCCCAUGUUCGCCGGAUUCACCAUCAUCUUCUUCUCCACCAUCGGUGAGUCGGCGCCGGGCGACUCCGGCGAAAGCUGGCCCACGCCUCAAGGCCCUCUUUCCCUCGCCUCAAGGCCUCUUUCCCUCGCAGCGUUCGCGUUCGGGAGGUCGUACUGGAUGCUGCUCCUCGCUCGGAUUCUGCAGGGCGUCGGGUCCUCCUGCUCCACCGUCUCUGGAAUGGGAAUGCUGGCCGAGCGAUACCCCGAAGAACGAGAGCGAGGCAUCGCGAUGGGGAUAGCCCUGGGAGGAUUGGCUUUUGGAUGCGUCGUUGGACCCACGUUUGGGGGGUUCAUGUACGAGUUCGUGGGGAAGUCUUCGCCGUUCGUCGUCCUUGCUGGAUUGGCUCUCGCUGAUGCGCUGUUGCAGCUGGUGGCACUGCAGCCGAAGAUGAAGAAGGAGACGAUGGCAGGACCGUCCCUCGUUCAGCUUCUCACGGACCCUUACAUCUGCAUCGCUGCAGGAGUGCUGCUCUUCGCCAACAUGUCGAUCUCCAUCCUCGAGCCAUCGUAUCCCCUAUGGAUGGAGCGAACCAUGUGCGCCCCGGUCUGGCAACAGGGCGCCGUCUGGCUCUCGCCUUCCAUCUCGUACCUGCUCGGCACCUGCAUAUCUCCCACUCUUGCGCAUAAAAUUGGAAGGUGGGUAGUUACCUUGGUCGGUCUCAUCCUUUUGGGAACCAGUCUGGCCCUCGUGCCUCAAUCGACGCGAGCCGUGGACCUGAUCGCCCCGCUGGGCGGGCUGGGCUUCUCCGUGGGGAUGGUGGACACCUGUAUCAUGCCCGAGCUGGCUCGGCUGGUCGACAUCAGACACUCUGCCGUCUACGGGACGGUCUAUGCCAUCGGGGACGUCGCCUUCUGUCUCGGAUUCGCCGUCGGUCCUGCUCUGGCAGCGGAACUCGUGACGAACGUCGGCUUCGACUGGAUGCUAUAUAUCAUGGCCAUCAUCUGCUUCGCCUAUUCUCCGCUUCUCUUCUUCCUUCGGAAUCCUCCUGCUCGCGAGGAGGCGAAGGUGGGAUUAGUUGUGCGCCUGCUCAACGGAAAGUCCUCGCUGAGCUACACGGAGCCCGCGGACGAGGCGGACGCUGACAAGAAGGAAGACGAGAAACCUCCAUCGUCCAUCCAAUGAAGGUCUCUGUUGUGGAAUGACGAGAAUCCCCUCGUGAUUCCUCCCAAGCUCCUCUGUCGUCCUUUCCCCCCCCCCCCUCACCCCCCCUCACCCCCCC
Messenger RNA from Darwinula stevensoni, 2270 nucleotides. NCBI's taxonomy places the organism in Eukaryota, Metazoa, Arthropoda, Ostracoda, Podocopida, Darwinulidae. The record is from the annotation of a GenBank genome assembly.